AUGUUCAACUUAUUUCACGCUAGGCGUAAAUACAGUUUAGGUCACAAAGAGGCAUACUUAAACCAUCGGAAGUCGCCAUACGCCAACAAGGUAUACGAUAGCAUUUUGGACUUUGUUGGAAACACGCCGCUUAUAAAACUGAACAGAAUACCAAAGGAUUAUGGUAUUAAUUGUGAUAUUUACGCAAAAUGUGAGUUCAUGAACCCUAGUGGCUCGGCGAAAGACAGAAUAGCGUUGGCGAUGCUUCAAGAUGCUGAAAAAGGUGGCUUUAUUAAGGACGAUACAAAAUUUAUUGAGCCAACUUCUGGUAAUACGGGCAUUGCGAUUGCCUUCAACAGUACUCUACUGGAUAAGAAAUGCUACAUCGUCAUGGGUGAAAAGAAUUCAAGGGAAAAAGUAACUACCAUGCAGGUCCUCGGAGCUGAAACAAUUACAACUAAUGGAACAUCAAUACAAGUUGCUCGAGAUAUUAAAGAUUCUGAUCCUGAUAAAUUUGUUAUGUUAGAUCAAUUCGAAAACAAUGUUAAUCCUAAAGUACAUUACGAGAGCACAGGAGUUGAAAUUUUGGAGGCGUUGGGUGAUGUAGACAUGUUUGUUGUCGGUUGUGGCACCGGUGGAACUUUAUCAGGUGCUGGUCAAAGGAUCAAAGAGAAGUGUCCCAAGUGCACUAUAAUUGCCGCGGAACCAGAUGGAUCAACUAUGUUCAAUGUAUCCGGAAUACCACAUCCGUAUUUGGUAGAAGGAAUAGGAGGAGAGGAAGUCCCUAUUGUUCUGGAUAAAUCUUUAGUAGACGAUUUCGAAAUUGUGACGGAUAAGGACGCGUUUCUCAUGUCACGGGAAAUAAUAAGAAAGGAAGGAUUACUUGUUGGAGGUAGCAGCGGUGCAGCAAUGGUGGCGGCAAUAAAAGCAAUUCAGAAGCGUAAAUUCACUGCCGGUCAGCACGUGGUAGUGGUGCUGCCAGACAGCAUUCGUAACUACAUGACCAAGUUCGUCACUGAUCAAUGGAUGGAAGCUCACCUUUUCAUUGAUCCACCACAACACGCUUUACCAUGGUGGAAUGAUCCUGUCACUCACUUAACCCUGGGACACACUUAUCCUAUUCUAAGUAGUGACCAAACAUGCUCUGAAGCCAUACUUGAAAUGAUGAAAGAAAACAUUGCUAUCGUGGUAGAGACGAACGGAAAUUUCUUAGGCGCGGUAACAAAAAAUAGCUUGCGUUCAGAAGCAACAAACCCAAUGAGACUUCCACACAAAAAUAUUGAAGAGCUAGACUUCCAAGACUUUGUAUCUGAUCAUUUGGUCAAAGAUUGUUUCACUCUGGCCAAAAACAGCGAAAAUGGAAUGCCAACUAUUGGCUUAUUAUCCCGCAUGUUGGAUGUGGCACAAUUUGUUGUCAUCGGAAGAAAUGUACAUGAACUUGGCCAAGGUAAAUCCAAUAUUAGGGACAAAAAUUCAAAAACCUAUGAGCACAUAUUAGAUGCUAUUGGAAAAACACCAAUGGUGAAGCUAUCCAAAAUACCAAAGGAAGAAGGCUUGAAGUGUGACAUGUAUGCAAAAUGUGAAUUCGUGAAUCCCGGAGGUUCAGUGAAAGACCGCAUAGCUUAUAGAAUGGUUUUGGACGCCGAGCAGAAGGGUAUAUUGAAACCUGGAAAAUCUGUGAUUGUUGAACCAACUUCUGGAAACACUGGAAUUGGAUUAGCUUUAGCAGCAGCUGUUAGAGGCUACAGAUGUAUAAUAGUUCUACCGGAAAAGAUGUCCAAUGAGAAGGUACUCACCUUACAUGCUUUGGGAGCUGAGAUUAUCAGAACUCCGACUGAAGUAGCUUGGGACUCCCCUGAAAGUAACAUCAUGGUAGCUAAACGCUUGUCCACAGAAAUACCUAACGCUGUAUUAUUGGAUCAGAAAGAAAUAACGUUUCUGACACAGUACAACAACGCUAGCAAUCCGUUAGCCCAUUAUGACGGUACCGCUGAAGAGAUUCUCUGGUCUCUGGAUAAUGAUGUGGACAUGGUGGUGUUGGGAGCUGGUACUUGUGGGACCAUAUCUGGUAUUGCUCAUAAGAUUAAAGAAAAAUGCCCGAAAUGCGUCGUAGUCGGUGUAGACCCACACGGCUCUGUACUGGCGCCACCGGAUCAGCUUCAUGAACAUGACAUAGAAAUAUAUGAGGUAGAAGGUAUCGGCUACGACUUCAUACCACAAGCGUUAGAUUUUAAAAUAAUAGACAAAUGGAUAAAAACAGAAGACAAGCUAUCCUUCCAGAUGGCUAGAAGACUUAUCAAAGAAGAAGGAUUGCUUUGCGGAGGUAGCAGUGGCGCUGCUAUGUGGGGAGCCAUACAAGCAGCGAAAUCUUUACACGCGGGUCAGAAAUGCGUGGUUCUAUUACCGGAUAACAUACGCAACUAUAUGACAAAAUUCCUCACAGACCAAUGGAUGGAGGUCCGCGGAUAUAAAUCCAUCGAAAGUAAUGAGAAUUUAUGGUGGUGGAAUAAACCUUUGACGGAAGGCUUAGUGCGGAUCACAAAGAAUAUAAGUCAGAACAACACAACCUCGGAGGCGAUAAAAGCUUUGAGAGAAAGUGACUCGUUGAUCGUCACUAUCGUUAAUGAGAACGGUUCAAUCAGUGGUAUAUUCAGUGGAGACAACGCUAGACGGAGGCUGGCUCAUCUGUCAGGAUCCACCGAAGAGUCUCUUGAUAAAUUCACAGUGAAGAAGUUCUAUAAAGUAGACCUCUCUGACAAUCCGACGCUGGGCAGUGUGUCUAGAAUACUAGAUAUAGCACCUUAUGUUGUGGUUGUUAAAACAGAUGAGCAUCACGUCCAAAAACCACUGGGCUACUUGACGUCUGAAGACCUACUAGCAUACAUCACGAAUAAGAAUGUCCAGAUGAAUGGAAAAUGA
Molecule: messenger RNA, 2898 nt
Organism: Danaus chrysippus (African queen)
Lineage: Eukaryota; Metazoa; Arthropoda; Insecta; Lepidoptera; Nymphalidae
Source: the annotation of a GenBank genome assembly